AUGGAGACAUCUGACAAGAAAAAUAUAAAUCGAAUAAGAGCAGCUAUAAAAACAAAUUGUUUCUCUGAUUUCAAAAAUGCACUUGGGAAGAUCAAAAAUACUGACCUGCUACUUAAAAAAGGUAGCUUAUUGGUAUUAUCAGCAGGGUUAGAAAACGAGGCUUUUGUUAGAGCAUUACUUAAGAAGGGAUUCGAUGUGAAUAGUAGAAGCAAAUAUCAAAAGACAGCUUUAAUGAAAGGUGCAGAACAUGGACAUCUGAACGUAGUUAAAUUACUGCUGGAAUACAAGGCUGAUGUGAAUUUAAUAGACAACUACAAUUGUUCCGCCCUACAUGAAUCUGUAAGGAAGGGAAACGAUUGCAUAGAUAAAUCAUUGCUGACACACAAUGCUGAUGUAAACUUGAAUGUUGAUAUGGUAAAGUUACUGGUAGACCAUGAUGCAGAUGUUAAUUACGGUGAGGAAUGCACACCUCUAUAUAAAGCCUGUGUGGACGAAUGUUUAGAAAUUGUUAAUCUUUUGGUUGACGCUAAAGCUAAUGUGAAUAUACAAGAUAGUUAUGGAGACACGCCGUUAUAUAUAUCUGUUAUGAAUGGAAAUAUUGACAUUGUUAACCGUUUGUUAAAAGCUGGAGCAAACGUAAAUUUAGAAAGUAACUACAGAGUUUCGCCACAAUAUUGUAGCAUUAGCUUCAAAAACCGUAACAUCGAGAAAAAACAAGGGAGAUCCUCCCCUCUAUUUCAAGCUUGUAACAAAGGAUUUUUCGAAAUUACAAAAGCCCUAAUCGAUGCUGGAGCCGAUUUGAAUUUUAAAAAUGAUGAAGGAGAAACUGCGCUCUGUAGAUCAAUUAUUAAAAGACACUUUCAUAUUGUAAAGGUUUUAAUAGAGCAAGGCGCCGAUGUCAACCAUCACGUUGAUAGAACUGCAGAAACCGCACUUUUAUAUUCAGCAAGGGGAUGUCCCUCUGAAAUUGUAAAACUAUUAUUUCAGAAAGGAGCUGAUGUUAACUGGGUUAAUACAGAAGGGAAUAAUGCGUUAAUCUUAGCAUUAAACGCUGAACACAUAAAAACAGUUGACAUUUUACUAGAAAAUAAUCGUCAAACACCAAAUAAUUUGGGCACAUGUGUGUUGAAUUUAGUAUCAAGUGCAACUGUAACAAAUAAAUUAGGGCGGACAAUUUUUAUGUUAGCUGCUAUGAAAGGUAAUAAUAAAGUGUUAAUUGACAUAAAAGAAUAUAGUGAUCCCUCUAAGUUCGACGUUUAUGGAAACACAGCUUUUAUGUUAGCGGCCAUAAAUGGCCACCUGGACAUUGUACAGUUACUGUAUGAAGGUACUGUGGAUGUUAACUUUAAAGGACAAAACGCUCUCAUGUUAGCAGCUAUUGGUGGACAUGUUAAUGUGGUGAAGUGGCUGAUUUUUAAAGGGUUUAAUGUCAACAAAACAGAUUACCAUGGUAACACAGCUCUAAUGCUGGCUGGUAAACCAGAGGUUGUUGAGGUUUUGUUAAAAUAUAAAACAGAUGUCAACGUGAUAAACUGUGAUGGAAGGAAUGCACUGAUGGAAAUUCUAUCUAACUAUUCGCUACAAGAGUACAAUGUUUACAAUAUAGAAAAUGAUUCGAAAUGGUUAACAUUACUUUUAAAAAGGACUACUGAUAUAAAUUUAAGAGAUUAUAUAGGACAAACAGCAAUUAUGAAACUUUUAAAAAACAAUCAAGGAAUAAACCUCGUUAAAAUAAUUUUAAAGCAACACCCCGAUGUCAAUGUAAAAGAUAAUGAAGGAAUUACACCCCUAAUGAUAGCCAUAAUAUCAACAUUUCUCUCUGAUAAGAAAAAAGCGCUUAUGAAAUCAUUGAAGAGUAUUAAACUACUUCUUGCAAAUAGUAAUGAUAGCAUUAAUUAUAUAGACAAAGAAGGGAAUUCAGCUUUAAUGUGGGUAUUUAAAACAGACAUAUUUAAAUCAAAAGCUUUAGUACAAGAGCUACUUCGUCACGGCGCUGACAUCAACCAUCGCAACAAUAACAAAACCUCGGUGCUCAUGUUGGCAGUACAGAAGGGAUUUAUACCAGAAGGAAGGUAUAGGGACAUUGACAUGGGGGAUAGUGAAGGGAAGACGGCGUUAAUGUAUGCUGUAGAAACAAGCUAUAAUUCACAUAUAGUGCUGCAAUUGCUGGAACAACACAAGGCUGAUGUAAAUGUUGUUGAUAAUAAAGGGAAGACGGCGUUAAUGUAUGCUGUAGUAGGAGAAUGGCGUAAUAAACAUGUAGUGCGGCAAUUGCUGGAACAUCACACGGUUGAUGUAAACGUUGUUGAUAAUGAAGGGAAGACGGCGUUAAUGUAUGCUGUAGUAGAACAAUGGCGUAAUAAAGAUAUAGUGCGGCAAUUGCUGGAACAUCACAAGGUUGAUGUAAACGUUGUUGAUAAUAAAGGGAAGACGGCGUUAAUGUAUGCUGUAGAAACAUGGCCUAAUAAACAUGUGCGGCAAUUACUGGAACAUCACAUGACUGAUGUUAACUUUGUUGAUAAUACAGGAGAAACAGCGCUGAUAAAAGCUGUUAAAGAAGGUCGCUUAGAUUACGUCCUGAUCCUGUUGGAGCAUAAAGCUGACAUUUACAUCCAAGAUAAACAAGGUCGGACGGCGUUAAUGUGGGUUGCUAAAGGAUAUUCGAAUCAAUAUUUUAGUCGUGAUAUUACCAGAAUAUUACUAGAGACUGAACCAUCAGACCAAAACACACACCAGGUCAGUAGCCACAUGUCAGCUAUAGAUCAAACAGACAAUAAAGGAAGAACGGUUUUAAUGUGGGCUACUAAAUGUUGUGACUUAAAAGUCAUGGAAUAUUUGUUGGGUAGCGGGGUUAGUGUUUCACAGAUUGAUGCUGCAGUAAAGAAUAUACUGAUAACAACAAUAACACGAAAAAUAUAUUAUAAAUAUUGUAACCUAACUGCAUCUGGAAUCAAUCUUUGUAUGAACUUUACAUCAGACUUCCCCAAAAUGAGCAAAAGCAUUUUGUCUAGGGCAAAAAACGAAACAUAUUUUGAUCUUGUCGAUAAAUAUAGUAACACAUUACUAAUGUUGUAUGCAAGACAAGAGGGAUUUAGCAAUUUCAGAUACAAUGAAAACAUCCUUCUUAAAAUAAAACAGGAUAUAAACGCAGUAAACAAACACAACAAAACAGCUUUGAUGAUAGCUUUAGAAAACAGAAAAUACGAGUUUAUAAAACAAGUCUGUAAACUUUAUAAAGAAGAUGAUGUUGUGUGUCCUAAAGGUAGAACUUUACUCAUGAUGGCGGCACAAGCUGGUUUAGUUGACACUGUGAAAUAUUUGGUCAGUAAGGGGUCAAAGGUUAAUCGGGUUGAUAAGAAACAGAGAACAGCACUCAUACACUGUGCACUUGAUGCCCCUAUCAAGAAUACUUUUAGUAUCGUCGAAUUUUUAUUGACUCACGGUACUAAUGUUAACAGCUAUGAUUAUAAACACGAAACUGUCCUCAUAAAAAUUUUAAAACGUAGAAUCGAUGAAUACAUUUUUCCUAUCGUCAAGUAUUUGCUCGACCAUAAUGCACAAACACAAGUCGUAGACAGAGAUGGCAGGUCUCCGCUUAUGAUAGCCAUUAUACAAUUAGGUCAGAUAAAUACUCAAAAUCAAUACUAUAAUAAACAAGAACAAUUAAGACUGCUUAAUGAGGUAAUACAUCUCGUGAUUGAGAAAACUGAUGACGUCAACACUACAGACAACAAAGGCAACACAGCUCUAAUGCUGGCUUCUAAAUACGGGUUGAACUAUGUGGUCCAGAUUUUAAUAAACAAGACAGACGACAUCAAUAGGGUCAAUACAAUAGGUCAAACAUCUUAUGACUUGGCAUUAAAGAAUGGACAUUACAGUGUAGUGCAGACUUUGGUAGAAAACAAAGCAAAGGUUAAUACUAACGAUGUUUUAGAAUUUGUGUCAGUUUUUUCUGGUUUACACAAGUUACAUCAGAAGUCAAACUGUCCAGAGAACGGAACUCGUGACAUUGAAUUAUGGACAGCGUUUCUCAAUAAGUUGGAUCAACAGUCAGCUUUAGCAACCAACAGAGGUGAAAACUCGACACGUCACAUUUACACUUCUGGUGAGUAG
Messenger RNA from Physella acuta, 4113 nucleotides. Its product is annotated as serine/threonine-protein phosphatase 6 regulatory ankyrin repeat subunit A-like. Gene Ontology annotation, molecular function: protein binding. Lineage: Eukaryota; Metazoa; Mollusca; Gastropoda; Physidae. The record is from RefSeq and is a predicted model, not a curated record.